UGUGCCUCUGAGCGUGUGCAGAGCGUCUUUCCGGCACCAUUCUCAGUAAACGCAGCCAGACUUCGUGCAGCCAUUCUGAUCCCGGGUAUAGCUUUCCGACUGGAGUGGGCGGCUUCUAACCGGGCGCCUUCUUGAGCCUUAUUUAGCUUAGUGGUCACCCACCGCUUUGAACGCAAAUAAUUAAGGAAGAAGGCAUGUUUACAACACUUAGUAAACCUGUUUGCUGAUGCAAUGGAAGAAACCAGGGCCAAUGGAAGGAGUCAUUUUCUCUGGGAUUCAUUGUUUAUUGUUGUAUAUUGAGAUGAAUAUAAAGAUGGUAUGACUGGCAACCCCAGCGAUUUGAAGAAACCCAUCACCUAUGAGGAAAAAUUAAAUCAGCAAUCCAGUCUCAACUGAAAUCAUGGGAUGUGGCACUUCUAUUACAAGGAGCCAGGUGAACAAAUCAGAAAGAGCCAUUAAAGCGGCUAUCCUCAUUCAAAGGUGGUAUCGAUCUUACAUGGCUCGGAUGGAGAUGAGGCGGCGAUAUGCACUGAGUAUUUUUCAGUCAAUUGAAUAUGCAGACGAACAAGCACAACUACAGCUAUCCAAGUUUUUCACAUUCAUGCUGGACCAUUUUACUCAGACCAAUGAGACUGAUCCGGACAUCAGCUCUCACUUUUUCUCCACCACCAGCGGUUCCAGUUUAGCAGGUUCAGAUCUUACAAUGAGAGAAUAUGAGACAACAAUAGAGGUCCCAGCUUCCUACUAUGGACCCCGUCUUUGUUUUCCCCUCACUGUUGCUGACACUGAUAUGCUUCUUCAGGCUUUCAAGCAUCGACAGCACCUUCAUGCUCGAUAUGUGCUUCAGCUACUACAUGAGACCAGGAAGGUCCUUCAGCAGAUGCCAAAUAUCACUCACCUGUCAACUUCUUAUGCCAAGGAAAUAACCAUCUGUGGUGAUCUGCAUGGAAAGCUGGAUGAUCUUUUGCUGAUUUUCUACAAGAAUGGUCUUCCUUCAGAAGAAAAUCCCUACAUUUUUAAUGGAGAUUUUGUUGACAGAGGAAAAAAUUCCAUAGAAAUACUCAUAAUCCUGUUUGCAUUUCUUCUUGUCUACCCUAACCAUUUACAUUUGAACAGAGGGAACCAUGAGGACCACAUCAUGAAUCUUAGAUAUGGAUUCACAAAAGAAGUUAUGAAGAAGUACCGGUGCUAUGGAAAAACAAUUUUACAUCUUCUAGAAGAUGUCUAUAGCUGGCUUCCUCUUGCAACUAUAAUUGACAGCAAAGUUCUUAUUUUACAUGGAGGGAUAUCGGAUAGUACUGAUUUGAAUUUCCUGAAUUUAUUUCAGAGAAACAAGCUGAAGUCUGUGCUGAAACCAGUGAAGUCAAAUACAGAGACAAUGUAUGAGCCACAAGGAACUAGUCUCACAGAAACCUGUUCCCACCUAAUGGAAGUCAAGAAGUCCCUCUCUGGGCAGGACAUCUCUGUCAAAGAAGCCAUGAGGUCCACAUCAGCAUCUAGCGAGAGAAGACAAUACAGCAGGGAAGUGUCUGAUGCCAAAGAGCAUCUUGACAACCUCCCUGACAGACCCAGUUCUAGUCCCCUUCUGGAGGUGCAAUAUCUUAAGCCUCACAGUGUUACUGCACCGUACACAUCCUCAGAAUUAACAACGAAGGAGUGGAAGCAAGUGGUGGAUAUUCUCUGGAGUGAUCCUAAACAUCAAAAUGGAUGUACACCAAACAAAUUUCGAGGAGGCGGUUGCUACUUUGGACCAGAUGUUACUGCCACGUUGCUAAAACGUUAUAAUUUGAAAAUGCUCAUCAGGUCACAUGAAUGCAAACAGGAAGGCUAUGAGAUAAGCCAUAAUGGAAAGGUUGUCACUAUUUUUUCUGCCUCAAACUACUAUGAAGAGGGAAGCAAUCGUGGGGCUUACAUCAAACUCAAUCCAGAUCUGAUCCCCCGUUUUGUUCAGUAUCAAGUCAGCAAAUCUACAUGUAAACAGACACUUCAUCAGAGGGUGACUACAAUUGAGCUGUCUGCCUUAAAGUGUUUGCGAGAGAAACUUUACACACACAAAUCAGAACUGAUUGCAGCUUUUAGACAGUAUGAUUCGAAUUAUACAGGAAGGAUUUCUCCCAGUGAGUGGGCUUCAGCAGUAGAGUCUGUUCUAUGUCUUGACCUCCCCUGGAGAACUUUGUGUUCCCAGCUAGUUUAUCUGGCCGAGGAUGGUAGAGUUGAAUAUCUUUCAUCUUUUGACAAUUUAGAAAUCAAAUUACCCAUCAAAGAGGUUCAGCCAUCUUUGGUGGAAACCCUGUGCAGAUACAAAACUGAUCUGGAGAUAAUCUUUAAUAUGAUUGACAAAGAUCAUUCAGGUCUUAUCUCUGUUGAUGAAUUCCGUCAGACGUGGAAGCUAUUUAACCUGCACCUGAGAAUCAAUGUAAAUGAUGAAUCCAUUGACAGCUUAGCCCGUAGUAUUGAUUUCAACAAAGAUGGUAGCAUUGAUUUCAAUGAAUUUCUGGAAGCUUUUCAUGUAGUCCAUAAAAUUGAGAAUAGGUACAGUCUCUAAAGAAGCUGGAUUCCUGACAAGAUUUUUUCAUGUCAUAUUUUGCUAAGAAACAUUUGCUGCCUUAAUACUGAUAAAUUGUAUUGAGCAGCAUUCUUAGAAAACUGUUCAGGGGAGGCACUAUGUUAUUAUAUGUAAGAGUUGCUAUGUGGCAGAAUGCUGCUAAUGAGAGAGACAGAAACAUACAGAUGAAAAAAUAUGGUUUAAAGAUACCAUAUAAAUGAUGCUCUGCACAAUGACUAAUAUAGUGCCAUAUGGAGAAUCUCAGGGUUAUUCUAAUCACUAUUCCUUUAGAAAGCUUUUUCAUAUGCAGCAUUUUCCUUAUUCUGAAACAUACAUUAGUGUCAGACAAAAAAUCUAACUAUGCAUGCUAUCAAGUAUAAAGAAUAGUGUAGUUCUUGCUGGCCUAAUGGAGUACAUAUGGCACAGCUGAUACUCCCACAAUCUUCAUGUAUGAUGUAUUUCUAUCAGGAACUGUGAUUGCUGAGAAAUAGCAAACAAGAUUUAUUAUAAAGAAUAUGUGGGGGCUAAUGUAGUUUCCAAGAAUACUGAUGAGAGAUGAAGGCUUAAAAGACAUGUAGGUGCACAAAUAUAAAAUAUUUGUCAUUUUUUGUUGUCCUUGGCUAAUCUGUUGUAUCAGAAGUUUGUAUCUUCUAAAUGUGCUGGAAGGAAUCCACGUUCCAUUCUUACAUUUAAAGCAAUUAUGACUUUUGCAUCAUGCAGGUCAAUUGGGAAUUGAAGUCUUAGUAGCGUAUGCCUGAAAAGGAAUGAACCCAAGAACUGCCUAGGCUACUGAACAACAUUAAGAAAUUAUGAACUGGAUGGAUAAUAAAAUACUGGGAACAAACAGAUGUAGAAAUAGUAAUAAGGGAACUAUUCACUUGAUUUUAAAUAGGGAGAUGGGAUGAUGGGAUUGUUUUAAUAGUAUUUAUUCCUAUGUG
Molecule: messenger RNA, 3483 nt
Organism: Rhineura floridana
Lineage: Eukaryota; Metazoa; Chordata; Lepidosauria; Squamata; Rhineuridae
Gene: PPEF1
Product: protein phosphatase with EF-hand domain 1
Exons: 18
Coding region: 401-2545 (714 amino acids)
Biological process (GO): detection of stimulus involved in sensory perception
Cellular component (GO): nucleus; cytosol
Molecular function (GO): protein serine/threonine phosphatase activity; protein binding; calcium ion binding
Source: RefSeq, a predicted model, not a curated record